Molecule: messenger RNA, 1182 nt
Organism: Cherax quadricarinatus
Lineage: Eukaryota; Metazoa; Arthropoda; Malacostraca; Decapoda; Parastacidae
Source: RefSeq, a predicted model, not a curated record
UGUGUCUGUGUCAAAGACAACAAAGUGGAGGUUAUCUUGAGGUGUUGGUGGAACUAGUGGAAGGUGCAAAACAAACACAUCUUAUAAAGAGCCAUGAUGGCAGCAGAAAGUGAUCCUUCACUGGCCAAGUUGAAACAGUUUCUAGUGACUGGAUCAAACAAUGUAGCCUGGAAUGGAGGCCAUCUUGUACGUCAUUUAGUGGACUGGUUCCUACGCAACGAGAGAGCACGCCGCAGUAAACUGAACUCCCCUCAGGCUCCACCUAGCGAGGAUGGUUCUAAACCCCGACUUCGAGCUGCCAACCCCGGCGACACACUCAUCACCUGCACCUCUAUCAUUCCUAAAUUGGUGGAAGAAGGCAAAGCUGAUCUUAUAAUAGACACACUACGAACAUAUAAUCUCCUGCCUUAUGUGGAUAAAGAAGCUCUGGUGUUGUGUUUGGCUGUUGCAUCCAAACAGAGCGGUCAGACCAAACUAGUGACAGACGCUCACUCAGCUGUGCGAGAACUCUGCACAGACAGCCAUCUUUUUUUCCUCUUCAUUCAGCUUUCUAAGAUGAUCUCCAAGCAAGCAGGUCACACAGGCUGGGGCCGUGGACUGCGACGUGCUGUUAAUCAGUGGUACCUGAGUUGGGAGCCCAAACGUCUUGCCCUUGAAGUCACUCGUCACUUCAGUGCUUAUGGAUGGACCCAUCGAGAUGUCAUCAGACUAGCACAUCUGAAACUCAAAGAAAUGCCAUUAGGGACGCAGGUGGUGCUGCACUAUGUGUUCAUGGGUCUGGAGAAGACUGUCAGCGAGUAUACUGACAAGGACAACACCAGUGACCUCUUGGAGUUGAUGAAGAUCCUUGACAAGGAUGGUCAUCCUCAGGAAGGUGACAAUUCGGGAUUGGAGCAGGGGUUUUCAACAAGAUUUAUUGGUGAUGUUGGUGGGAAGUCAUACGAGAGGAAGGCAAGCAGAGGAGGUGGUGCCAGCACGCCUCCCAGACCUCUCAUGAGUAUGUGCAUGAAGAACGCAAAAGUCAAUCCUCAAGUUGUUGAUGCUCUGCAUUCUCUCAUCACUGCAAGUGCUAAGAAUGUUGAGAAAACAACACGUAAGUUGGGCAUUUGUGUUGACGUGCGAGGUUCCAUGAGUACCAGUCAUGUGUGGACGGGCAACCCAGAAAGAAAAGGAGAGAUGUAA